Messenger RNA from Babesia bigemina, 1086 nucleotides. RefSeq lists its product as hypothetical. The record is from RefSeq and is a predicted model, not a curated record. NCBI's taxonomy places the organism in Eukaryota, Apicomplexa, Aconoidasida, Piroplasmida, Babesiidae. The transcript has a single exon. The coding region runs from base 1 to 1086 and encodes 361 amino acids.
AUGUAUGACAGGGAGGCUUCGUUCGCUAAAUCUUAUAUCGUGAAUCCAUCGAAAUCGACCUCAGGACAAACACAAAGAUAUACGCCGCCGAAUGUUCAUGAAUCUGUUGGCAUGAACGUCGUAGCACACGGUCAGGGGAAUGCGAGACCCCCCCAAAAUGCACACACGGGUGAUGUGUCAGUUACAGAUACGAUGGAAAUCCCAACUAUUAAGAACACCAACACCAAAUGGAUGACGAUGCAGCGUUUGCAAGGCGAAACUACUGUGGCCAAAAGGAGCGAUUCGCAAAAUAUAUACAAUCAUAUAUCGGCCGUAAAAUCAACAGGCUCACAUGGUUUUAGCAACUCGGUAGGUAGUGGUAUGGAGAGUCCACAGAAAAAAUACGAGGCUGAUGCGCAACAUGAAAGUGUUACAACAAUGAAGACAUGCGUAUUUUAUAUAGACAUCAAGUGGAAACCAGUGCAACCUGAUCAAAUGCUGCAUUUCGAAUUUGGGAUUAGUGGUGACAUUUAUAGACAAUUGUUUUUGUUCAUAACCAAUCUGCUGCCACCAACAGGCGUGCGCGAUAUACCCAGCAAAUCGGGCUUUCAAGCAUGUGAGAGAUACGAUUCGUUGAUGGUUAUGAAGGAUAAGCUUGAUAUAAGCAACGACACAAUGAGCGACACCAAUGUCCUGUGUAUGUUGGAAAAACUUAGGACGCUUAAAUGUGCUAUAUGCAAAAACGGGGGACGUCGAAAAGUACUUCGGAAGAGCUACCCAGAGAGAAAAUGCGCAAUUUAUUCAACUUCUACAAAACACGAAUUACACUGUUAUUUCGGGUCAAACAUAGUCGAUCAAAAAUCCAGGUUGCUGCUGUAUCAUAAGGUGAUAUGCGACAGAGAGCCUGUAUUUAUCUGCGGCAAGGAAGAUCGCAAUUGCAAGGCGGUCAUGGAACGGCUAUACGAUCUCUAUUUGGAGAUUGCGGAGUGGAGGAUUCAAGUGGUACUAAGGCGACUUACCAACUUACGAGAAAGCACAUUUCAGGUAUCUUUUGGCAUAAAUGCUCGGGAUAUGAUCGAUUUCAUCAUGUUCAUUUUCACAAAUUAG